This is a messenger RNA of Leptosomus discolor (cuckoo roller), 366 nucleotides long. The record is from RefSeq and is a predicted model, not a curated record. NCBI's taxonomy places the organism in Eukaryota, Metazoa, Chordata, Aves, Leptosomiformes, Leptosomidae.
AUGACUAUGGAUGAGAAAUAUGUGAACAGCAUUUGGGAUCUUCUAAAAAAUGCAAUCCAAGAGAUCCAGCGUAAGAACAAUAGUGGUCUCAGUUUUGAGGAGCUAUAUAGGAAUGCAUAUACAAUGGUGUUGCAUAAACAUGGUGAAAAACUCUACACUGGACUAAGAGAAGUGGUCACUGAGCAUCUAAUAAACAAGGUCCGAGAAGAUGUGUUAAACUCCUUGAAUAACAACUUUCUACAAACACUAAACCAAGCAUGGAAUGAUCAUCAGACAGCAAUGGUGAUGAUUAGAGACAUUCUGAUGUAUAUGGUGGGUAUUCAGCUUUUUCACACACUUAACUUGAUGCAAGAAAUUGUCUUUUGA